AGCGCAUUUAAGGGGCGGGACUUUGUUGUGGGCGUGUCACUUCCGGUCAUUCCACAUUGUGAUUUGUGUCAUCCGUCCUACACUGUGCGCAUCCUUAACAUGAACUUUACAUUUAUUUUACACCCGGACUCGGGUAAAAAGAGUCACUUUGUGAAACGACAGCUUUAAAUUUUUUACAUCUUUGAGGAAAUUAUUGAAAAAAUCUGAUUUAUCAAACAGGAACGAAAACUAACCGCGUUUACGCAUCUUCUGUCCUCCAUAUUUCUGAUGCAUCGGACCGUCCGACGGAUAAAGAGUCAAGACUAAAAUUUUCAACGAGGUUAAGUUUUUCUACAGUAGUGUUUCACUAUCACUGAAUAAAAACCAAACGCUUGGCCUUAUGGAGAAUGGCGACUGGAAACACAUGAUGCCGGAUACCGUUACCCUAAAUGUUGGCGGCCAUUUGUACACGACAUCACUGACGACUCUCCAGCGUUAUCCGGACUCCAUGUUGGGCGCCAUGUUUCGUGGCGACUUCCCCACUACGCGAGAUGCCCGGGGCAACUAUUUCAUUGAUCGAGACGGUCCUCUAUUCCGUUACAUUUUGAACUUUUUACGAACCUCAAAACUGACAUUACCUUGUGACUUCAAAGAAACCGAACUUCUGAGGAAAGAAGCUGACUUCUACCAGAUAGAGCCGUUGAUCCAGUCUUUAGGCGACACCACCAAGCCGCUGUACCCCUUGGACACGUUUGAGCAAGUGGUAGAACUUUCAAGUACUCGUAAGCUGUCCAAAUAUUCAAACCCUGUGGCUGUCAUUAUCACCCAACUCACCAUCACCACCAAAGUUCAUGCGUUGCUGGAAGGCAUCUCCAACAACUUCACCAGAUGGAAUAAACAUAUGAUGGACACCAGGGACUUUCAAGUCUCCUUUACUUUUGGACCAUGCGACUACCACCAGGAGGUGUCCCUUAGGGUGCAUCUGGUGGAGUACAUCUCCAAACAAGGUUUUACAAUUCGAAACACGAGAGUGCAUCACAUGAGCGAACGAGCCAAUGAAAACACGGUGGAGCACCAUUGGACGUUCUGUAGAGUUGCGCAGAAGGUUGAGGAGUAAAUAACGCUGCAUUCAGUUCUAUUGCAACCAAUAAUGCCAAAAUGGAUUUAAAUGGAUCGCUUGAUGGCCCUAAAAUAUUUAAUGGUUAAGUGUGCAAUUCUUUGAUGUGAAAGUCUGUGUAAAGUCAGAUAUUAAAUAUGUUUCAGUUUGUCACACCACAGAAAAAUGUGUUAUUAACCACUGGGGCUGCAAAACGAUUAAUCGCGACUAAUCGUUUGCAGAAUAAAAGUUUUUGUUUACAUCAUGUGUGUGUGUGUGUGUGUGUACUGUGUAUAGUAUUUAUGUAAAUAUAAAUACACACACAUGCAUGUAUAAUUUAUUUUAAGAAAAAGAACUAUUUAUAUAUUAAGCAUUUAGAGUUAUAUAUGAUAUAAAUGAUAUUUAAAUAUAAAAAUGUAUAAACACAUGUAAAAAUGUAUAUAUACUUACAUAUGUGUGUAUUUAUAUAUACAUAAUUAUUAUACACAGUACACACACAUAUAUGAUGCAAACAAAAACUUUUAUUCUGCAAACGAUUAGUCGCAAUUAAUUGUUUUGCAGUCCUAUUAACCACCCAGCCAAAUUUGAAUGAUUUAAAAAAUGGCUAGUAAAUAAAAUAAUUUAUCAAAAUCUUGAAAAACUCUCAAACGUUGGGGACGUGUGCUUUUGGCGCUAAAACCACGCCUACUGAAAGCUGCCAUCUCUCUCAACCGUCAAAUACCGCUACAACCUGAAUGGAUGCUCGCGAUUGUAUUAGGGGCGGGGCCAUGCACGGUGGCUCCAAUGCAUCAUCGAGCCACCGUUUUAGCCCCGCCCAAAUAAUCCAGAAAUGUGUAAAAACUGUUUAACGGUGUAACUCCACAAUUCAGUACUACAUAGUUCACAGUCUUUGCAACGUGUUUUUAGCAAUACACUUCUAAAAAUGUAUAAUGCAUUUAGAAACCAUUCUUUGAAAUGACUUUACACAGAUUUAAGCUUAUCCUAGCACUACAGAAUGUACACAUUUUACCAUAACUAAUUACAUAAAUUCCCAUUCUCAUGUAAACGUGGCAACAAUAAAAUUUUGAAUGAAGUAGGUAGUAGCCACCUAACUAUUGUUAACCACUGUAACCACUUCUUACGAUUAUGGACAUAAGGAACAUGAAAAUAGUAAUUAUUGCCUUUAAGGACGAGUAAUGUAUACCUCAUAUAUCCGAUAUAUGCAAAAAAGUAUUCUUAUAUAUAUGUACUGCAUCAGUGUUACGUACUGUAUGUGUUGGUGUUGAUAUUUUUGCCUACUUUUUGUUCAUAAGUUCAUAAAUUGUGAAUUAUGGAUCCGCAGUAUGUGCUUGGUAUGCAUGAUUGUCUGCACUACAGUUGAUUUACCGUCAGGUACGUUCCCUUCCUUGUGCGAUGUAAAAUAUAUGAUUUGUAUUUCGCAUGUUGCAUAGUUAUAAAAUGUCAAAGUGUCCUGCGUGGCACUUUAUGGACAGUUUCUUUAUGGACAAUGCCGUGUUCAGACGUUUGUGGGCUUGAGCCAGACAAAUAUUGUGUGUGUGUGAAAGAGUUCAUUCAUGUGUGUAAUGAAAUCGACCUCAUCAUUAAAAACAAGCGUUUUAAUCAUA
This is a messenger RNA of Paramisgurnus dabryanus, 2679 nucleotides long. It is a transcript of the gene kctd6a, whose product is annotated as potassium channel tetramerization domain containing 6a. Gene Ontology annotation, molecular function: protein binding. Lineage: Eukaryota; Metazoa; Chordata; Actinopteri; Cypriniformes; Cobitidae. The record is from RefSeq and is a predicted model, not a curated record. Gene Ontology annotation, biological process: protein homooligomerization.